UUAUUUUUGGAUUUCAUUUACAUUACUUUUGUGCUCUUUUGUAGAUUACUUUUAAAUUACUUUUGUGCUUACCCUUAUCUGCCGUCACAUAUAUUGAAACAGGAUAAUCUUGUGAUAUUUUGACAAAUAGAAAGUAAAAAUACCUUCAUUCUUCAUCAUCAUCAAGAGCCUCAACAUCAUCUGUUUAAAGUGCAAUGAUGGACAGUCAAUGCUUUACAAUAGUUCUCUGUUAGUGUUCGCUUAGAGUAACACUGAAUAACACUAAAGCACAGCUGAUGAGUUUAAAACAUUCACUUCAUAUUAGGUGCAUUUAAAAAAACAACAAGAUUACAAAAAACAAUAUUGAAGAACAUUAAAUUCACAGCAAAUAUUCAAAUAUUUCAUUUUAAAAACAUCAGAUAACAGCAACAAUGUAAAUGAGAAAAUCACAAAUGUAUAUAAGAAUUGUGAACAACUUAUUGCCAUUGUGUAAAAAUCAUGUGCAAUCAUGUAACUGAUAAAAAGUAACAGUAGUCUGAUUACGAGUAUUUCUAAAAGUAGUUUAAUUACAUGUACUGGAUUUUUUGUAAACCUAUUACGUAAUCUAGAUUACAUAUAAUCCGCUAAUACUCUCUGACACAUGAAACGAGUAAUAAUGACACCGUAAAAUAAAGUAAUAAGACAUACUCAAAAGCUGCAUGAGUGUUUAAUAAUGAUCAGUGUGUGGUUUUUAAGUGUGUUUGUGCUCUACAGCUGGUUUGCGUCUUAAACCGGUUCUCUCUGGACCCCGUCUCGCUUAUCGAGGCUCUCAAGUCCAGUUCGAAUGCAAAGUUCCAGACUGGCUUUCACCUUUAACCUUUGAACUCUGGAAGGACACUGGAGGUCUCAUUGCAACAGAGCACAACGUCAACGUGACCUUUGACCUCCAGGUCACCGAGGGGUCAGAGGGCGAAUACUACUGCAGGGUGACCAACGGAGGACUGAGCAGCAACACGAUCCCCUUCCAGACAUUCCAGUGUUGGGCGCUCGUGUAUCUGCAGACCCACACCCGCCGCUGCUGUAUGAAGAACAGAAGCUGGUUCUGCGCUGUGAGGUCCGGAAGGGAACACAUCUGUCCUUCAGCUGGUUUUAUAAUGAGCAGCAGGUGAAUCCGUCUUCAGGACUCUACCGCAUCAAUGCAGACACACUCACGGUGGACAGCGCAGGUGAACGGCAUGCUGGGAUAUACUCCUGCAUGGCUGAAAACCAGGUGACGGUCAACCCGAGAUUCUCCAGCAGCCCCAACAUACAGGUCAUCGUCAAGAAGCACAUCUCUCAGCUGUCUGCGUCUCUGUGGGUGUGGUGGGACGGCGCCGCCCUGCAGGCCAACAUCAGCUGUGCUGUGGCGUCUGGCUCUCCGCCGCUGCUCUUUACUCUCCUGCUGGACGGACGGCAGCUGGAGCAGAAACAUGUGGAUGCUCUGAGCUCCAGCUUCUCUGUGCCAAUCCUUAUGGGGCAAGAUCUGGGUUCCGCUCAGUGUAGAGCUCAAACAGACACCCGGAUGCUGCUGUCGGACCCUGUGCACUUACACGUGGUUCCUGUAGGUGGCGCUGUGCAUGUGAUGGUGACGUACCUCCAUGACGUCAAUGCGAUGACAGCAGCUGCUCUUCUCAAAUGCGUCCCAGAAAGAGGAACGUUCCCGCAGUUCUCCUGGUCUGUGAACCAUUCCUCCCUUCCAGCAGGGGGCGACGCUCAUGCUGUCAGUGAUCGCGGACAGAUCUUAAUCCUCACAGAUAUUAACUCUGGCUAUUAUCGAUGUUGUGUACGGGACAGUUUCAAUGAGAGCUCCGUCUGGCUGGAGAGUGCAGAAGUCUUCGUUCAGAGGACAGGUGAGCGAUUUACAUUCAUUCGUUCAUUUUCUUUUCGGCCUAGUCCUUUUAUUAAUCUGGGGUCGCCACAGCGGGAUGAACCGCCAACUUAUCCAGCAUAUGUUUUACGCAGCAGAUGCCCUUCCAGCUGCAACCCAUCACUGGGGAACAUCCAUACACUCCAGCUGAUGGUGCUUCUGUAUGUUCUUUACAGAUCCUGCAUUGCCGUCGAUGGAGGUCAUCGCAUUAGUCUUCUGUGGUUUUCUGUCGAUGGUGAUCGUCGGAGGAUCAAUUUUUAUGUUCUGGAACAUCGAGCGCAAAAACCACACCUGCAAACAGCACAGCAAUCAGUGUGUCCAAACUGACCGUAUAAUCAGUGUGAACGCUCCAGCAGCUGAUGUUUCCCCGGAACCACAAUCUCUGGAAAUGAAAGCUGUAAUCAUGGAAUUUGAGGCAUAAAACCGAGCUGGAGGACAGAAAGCAGCAGUUUACCUUCACCCUCAACACACGUCUGGAAUCAAUUCGACAACAUCAACUGUUUACAAAAACCAUUAAAGGGAAAUUUGUAUAUCACUGUUGUUGGGAUACAGAGAACUGGUGUAUUUUUGGACCAGUAUGUAACUGGGUCAAUAGACUACCAAUAAGCUUCAGGAUAAACGGUACCAAUAAUUGCA
Molecule: messenger RNA, 2500 nt
Organism: Danio rerio (zebrafish)
Lineage: Eukaryota; Metazoa; Chordata; Actinopteri; Cypriniformes; Danionidae
Source: RefSeq, a predicted model, not a curated record